GGGAGUUUACGCCGGGAAUCGACAAGGAGAUCUGAUCCGACCUCCGAGGGUAAAUAUUUGUGCGCCUCGCGGGACGUCCCGGGGAGGGCAAACCCUCUGAAAUCCGAGUAUAAAUCCCGGCCGGAGCGACGUUCCCGCAAGGAUCGGCAGAGACCAUGGGGCAGGAACCGGUUCUGCUCACCGUGUUGGUGGCGAUUUGUCUGAGCUCGGCAGGGAGUGGAACCCAACAACUCCCUCCGAUUUCUCGCCCCUCCGACACUCCGAGUCCCGACGCAGUGAUCGAGAAACUCCUCAGGGAGCUGAGAGAGUCCGCCAGCUCCACGGACCCCGACCCGCGGACCCUCCUCGCCCUCCGACUGGCCUCCGAGGCGCCCUCCGAGGCCGAGGAGAUCAUACUCCGGGGUCUGAAGGAACAGACCGCUUGGAAUGGGGAGAACCUCUCUACUGGCAUGGCUGCCCUCUACGUCCUGGCGAUGAUGGCUUCCGGCGUCGACCCCUCCAACGUGUCCGACCCCCCCACCCACGGACCCCCGGUCAACCUGCUCGAGAUCCUGAGAGUCCAGAUGGACGCAGAGUUCAAGAGUCUAGAACUGCACGGACACCCCCGCACCACCUACUACCAGGUCGCCCUGGGCCUCCUGGGUCUCUGCAAGGGAAGGGUCCCCAUCACAAAGACACAUCUGCGAAACUUCACCGACGCGGUGAGGGGAGAGGGGUGGUUCGUCGACACGGAGGCCGUGUCGGCCCUCGCCCUCCGCUGCCUCAGGGACCGGGGCGCCAAGCCCCAGGAGCCCGUCCGAGCCGCCCUCGAAAGACUCAUCAGGCGACUGCGCAGUGCGCUGACCGACCAGGGCACCAUCGGCAACAUCUACAGCACCGGGCUGGCGAUGCAGGCGUUCAUUGGGAAUGACAUCCCGCCGACUGCGUGGAACUCCACGGGAGUCCGACGGGAGGUGUUCGCUCAGGCUGAGCGGGGGGCGUUUCGGAUUCCGAUCUCCGCCGCGCAGGUCCUGCCCCCCCUGCUCUGGAAAUCGUACCUGGAUGUGGUUUGCACUCAAUGCCCCGGUAACGUGUGGGAUCCUCUCCCCCGGCAGCACGCUCCAGACUUUACGUCUCCUGUCAUUCCAGCCUCUGAUCCGGGGAGCCGGUGUCCGCCGGCGACGGGAGAUCAGGCCCAGAUGUUGGUGACCUACACCGUGGUCCGGGCUGUGUAUUGCUCCCAGGACUGCUGGCACUUCAUCCCCCUCGCCGUCCCCGAGGGCGCGACGAUCCUCGAGGCGAUGUGCAAGGCUGAGAGGGAACGGCCCCACUUCUUCAAAUUCACCCAGACACUCACCACCUGGGGUCCCUACAUCACCAGCAUCGGCGGUACUGAGGUCAACAGCCAGAAGCGGACUUACUGGCAGUUCCUGAUCGGGACGCAGCCCAUUCCCGUGGGUGUGGCAGAAUACAAGCUCUCCGACGGAGACCAUAUCUUCGCCAAGUACACUACGUAUUGAUCGCUAUCACGGGGAGCAUCUGCAGUCAGAGCUCUGUGAACCUCUGGGGAUGGAUUCUGGGCCUCGGACCGACCCGAAUAUCCCGUCGUAACACUGAAAUAAAUUCAUCUGAGCAAAUCCGCGUUGGUUUAAUCUCACUUCGUUUCUAUCGGGGUCAGUGGGGGUGAAGAUUGAGGGUCUUGGGAUCUCUGUGCAGGGAGCCAGCCUUCUGCGGGUGGUCUGUGGGCGUGUGUGGGGGGUGUCACGGUGAGGUGAGGUGAGGAGGUGGGAAAGUGCCUCCUGGUCUACUCUCCACCCGUCUCUCGCCCCCUCCCUCCUUCCCUCUCUCUCCCCGCUCCCUCCAUCUCUCUCGACCUCUCUCAACCCUCCUCCACUGCCCCUCCCCGCUCUCCCUCGCUCUAUCACUUGGUCCCUCUCUAUGCUCCUUUAAUUCCACCUCUCUCCUCCUCC
Pristis pectinata (smalltooth sawfish) is the source of this 1949-nucleotide messenger RNA. RefSeq names its product cobalamin binding intrinsic factor-like. The transcript is spliced from 9 exons. The record is from RefSeq and is a predicted model, not a curated record. Gene Ontology annotation, molecular function: cobalamin binding. Gene Ontology annotation, biological process: cobalamin transport. Bases 156 to 1499 code for a protein of 447 amino acids. NCBI's taxonomy places the organism in Eukaryota, Metazoa, Chordata, Chondrichthyes, Rhinopristiformes, Pristidae.